AAAAAAAAAAAAAAAAGAAAACACGUGCGUUUGUAAAUUUGUGUGGCAAACGUAUGCACGCAAGUGUAUAACGCGUUAUCGCCCGCAUAGCAAAACGUGUAAAGAUAAAACAUGAUUAAACUUUCAAAGCUACGAAUCGCUUGAAAUUCAGUGUCAGGAUUGACGAUUACAAACAUUGUAUCAGCAUAAACGAGAGACGCAAAAACAGCCUAUAUAAAGUCACAUGAAUUUGUAUUUUAAAUUUUGAUAUAAGAUUAUAUAAAACUUCUUCCAUAAUUCUAGUCGUGAUUUAUAAUCAAACGAACUGGAAAAUUAUGUCAUCAAAACAAUAAAACAAAACAGUUUUUCAAACAGCUAGCGAGAAGUGCAUCUGAUAAAAUUAUGGAUAUCAUUCACACGACACAAGUCAUAUAAAUUUAUAUUUUGAAUUUUGAUAUAAAAUUACAUAAAACUCUUUCCAAUCGUGAUUUACAAUUAAAUAGGUUGAACCGGCUGUGUCGUCGGUAACGAGACAGACACUUUUUUUUUUGAAAUGAGAUCUGUCUACGUAAAAAAGUAUAUCUCAUAAAAUUAUAAUCAUCGUCCGUAAUUAUCCUUCCCGUCGCGCGCUACCUGGCAGCCAUCUUACAAGUCUAUCGCUGAUCCGUUAAAUAUCUCUCCUCGACGCAUAAAAGCUUGUAAGUCCCAGGCGAGCGACUGUAGCGUUUGCGCGGAUCCCGUGUAGUCGGGAACCGGUGAAGGUGUAAGUGCCUCUCGCAAUCAGUCGACUACGAGUAUCGGGAAAAGCGACGUCGUACGAAGCGCGGUGGUUGGUGCCGUGUCGAUGUCAACCCAACACAAGGAUCAAAGGAAGAUGCAGUCUAAAGGACAAGUAUUGAAUGCAAUUCACCGGCUAGUUGAAUUCAUUGCCAGAAAGAUAUGUAUGUUCACCGCGUUUCUAAAGGGACCUGCAGAAUCUCAACCACCUAUAAAAGAUUUAACGCUUCUACAUAACGCGACUACUUUAGCACUGAAAAUUCGAAAUAAACAGUUAACUUCAGAAGAGGUAGUACAGUCAUACAUAGAUAGGAUAAGGGAAAUUCAACCAAUACUAAAUUGCGUAGUAGAAGAUCGUUUUGAGGAUGCUCUCAAAGAAGCUAAGAUGUGUGAUGAACUUUUGAAAUCUGAGGAUGCCCCGUCUCCUCAAGUAUUAGCUAAAGAGAAACCUUUUUUCGGAGUGCCUUUCACAACAAAGGACUGCAUUGGAGUAGCCAAAAUGAAACAAACAGCUGGUUUAAUUGUUCGCAAGAACACUGUUUCUGAACGUGAUGCAGAAGUGAUUAGGUUAAUGAGGGCUGCCGGAGCUAUUCCUCUGGCCACGACGAACGUGUCAGAAUUGGCCAUGUGGUGGGAAACGUCCAAUUGUUUAUACGGAACUACAAAAAAUCCUUACAAUACGAGGCACAUUGUCGGAGGUUCUUCCGGCGGUGAAGGUUGUAUACAAGCAGCAGCUGGCUCGCCGUUAGGGAUAGGAUCAGAUAUCGGCGGCUCGAUUCGUAUACCAAGCUAUUUCAAUGGAAUAUUCGGGCACAAACCUUCUACCGGGGUAGUUUCGAACGACGGUCAGUAUCCGAGUGCACAGAACGAAGACCAAGACCGGUUGCUCUCAAUUGGCCCUAUGUGCAGAUAUGCGCAGGACUUAUUGCCUACUUUGAAGAUUCUUGCGCACAAGAACGUGGAUCUUUUGCGUUUGGAUCAGAAAGUAGACAUUUCCAAGCUUAAGUUUUAUUAUAUGGAAGAUGACGGUGGUCAAUUUCUGACGUCGGCAGUUGAGCCAGAGAUAAGAGAAGCCAUGAGGAAGAUAGUUCGAUACCUGGAGAAAGCUCAUAAAAUCAAAGCGACUAAACUCAACAUCAGAAAAAUGAAAAAGAGCAUUGCUCUCUGGAUGGCUAAUAUGAUCUGUAAGGGCGAGAAAGACUUCAGGUACGAAUUAUCGAACAGAGUUGGUCAUGUAAACUUAUGGUGGGAAUUUUUAAAAUGGACGUUCUUCUUGAGCAAUCAUACGUUGAUAUCUCUUCUUACUGCCAUAUUCGAAAAAUUCGUUAUGAAGCACGGAAGCGACAAGCACACAAAAUUCAUACAAGAGAGUAAAGACCUUUGUCGAGAAUUUCAGGACAUCUUGGGCGAAGAUGGUGUGUUUCUAUAUCCAACGCAUCCAACUGCAGCACCAAUGCACCAUGAACCGCUAAUUAAACCAUUCAACUUUUCAUACACUGGUAUUAUUAAUGUUUUGGGCUUGCCUGCUACUGCGUGCCCCUUAGGUUUGAACAAACAAGGACUCCCUAUUGGUAUACAGGUUGUUAGUGGCCUACAUCAAGAUCGUUUAACAAUAGCCGUUGCUGAAGAACUGGAGCGUGGUUUCGGAGGUUGGGUACCUCCUGUGAUUAUAGCUUGAUACGAUAGCUGUCUCUUAGACAAUAAUCCAAUCCAAUGCAUAAAUUUAAUCUCUUUUUACGACACAAUCUGUCAUCAUGUUAUUUUUCGAAAACUAAUUUAUACUAGCGAAUCUUAAGGUAAAGUACAAACAUUUAUUCAAAAAGCAGAUCUUUUGAACAUUUCGAAGAAAAUUGAAAAGGAACUAAUGAUUCUUACAAGUAUACGUUAUGUAACAAACACUAAAAUUGUCGCAUUGAUUUGUAUAAUUAAUUAUAAACUAUUUCGUCGAAAAAUAUGCGAAAUUUUGCGUAUCGAUAUAUACACAUA
Molecule: messenger RNA, 2742 nt
Organism: Heterotrigona itama
Lineage: Eukaryota; Metazoa; Arthropoda; Insecta; Hymenoptera; Apidae
Source: the annotation of a GenBank genome assembly